UCUUCCAUUUCUUCGAGUGUCACACGAUGAGUUCGGGUUGUGAGGAUUCGUCGGUGAAUACGAUGGGUAUUCGUGGUAUCCCAGAGCAAUGCGGAUGUGGUCGAAGAACUGAGAUUUACACAUCAAAAACGAAGGAAAAUCCAGGAAGAACUUUCUUUAGAUGCCCAACGUUUCGAAAUGAUCACUUGUACAAAUGGGUAGAUGAAGCUGUCUACGAAGAGGUUCACGAUGCAUUGCCUAAAGUUGAUUGCUUUGCAUCGGAUUUGAGGAAGCUAAAAAUGGAGAUCGACAACCUCAAAAAUGUGGAGGAACAGCUGAAAGAAGAUGUCAAAAAGGCUAGCAAUGAAGUUAAGAAGCUGAAUGUGAUCAUCAAAGUGGGUUUUCUAGUGGCAUCAGUUUCAUGUAUUGUGUUCAUCAUGAGAAAAUAA
Raphanus sativus (radish) is the source of this 428-nucleotide messenger RNA. RefSeq lists its product as uncharacterized. Lineage: Eukaryota; Viridiplantae; Streptophyta; Magnoliopsida; Brassicales; Brassicaceae. The coding region runs from base 27 to 428 and encodes 133 amino acids. The record is from RefSeq and is a predicted model, not a curated record. Gene Ontology annotation, molecular function: zinc ion binding. The transcript is spliced from 2 exons.